CAGCAGCAGAUAUUUUGGUGUUAGUAUUUUAUUUAUUUAUUUAUUUUAUACAUCCAGAUGGUGGCAGUAAUGCACCUUUAAGAUGGUUUUGCCAUCCACCAAUAAACACCAAAGAUGAAGUAAAGAAGAUGAUGAUCCCUCCCUACAGUUGCUAACCGUGUUAGCAUCUCUGUCCUUGCCACCAUGGUUGUUUGCUGCUAAUGUCAGUCUGUUAAACGGGAGGUCGUCAUUUCAUUCUCUGAGGAACGAGACACACACACACUACAGCUUUUAAAAAAGUGACGUGGAAGCUCCACAAUGGUGAAAAUAUUCAUUGGGAACUUGUCACCAGACACUACAUCAGAGGAACUACGCUCUCUCUUCUCCCAAUAUGGCAAGAUUGGAGAAUGCUCCAUUGUCAAGAACUUUGGCUUUGUGCACAUGGAUAGCAAGUCUGAGGCGGAAGAAGCCAUCAGCAAUCUCCACCACUAUGAGCUAAAUGGCCAGCCUAUGAAUGUAGAAUUGAGCCGCGGCAAGACUAAAGGAUCCACUAAACUACACGUCGGCAACAUUGCCUGCACCAACCAGGAGCUGAGGGCCAAGUUUGAAGAGUAUGGCUCCGUGGUGGAGUGUGACAUAGUAAAAAACUAUGCUUUUGUUCACAUGGAUCGAAUGGAGGAUGCCAUGGAGGUCAUUAAUCAGUUAGACAACACGGCUUUUAAAGGCAAACUGAUGAGCGUGAAGCUUUCGACUAGCCGCCUGCGUACUGCGCCGGGAAUGGGAGACAGAUCGGGUUGUUAUCGUUGCGGGCAGGAAGGCCACUGGUCCAAAGAAUGCCCUCUAGACCAAAAUGGCUACCACAGAAACGGCUCAGAGCCAACGUCUGAUGGAUACGAUGACUCGAGAUUUGGCGGGCAUGCUCGCAACAGGGGUUAUCAUCCGGACUUCAGUGGCGAUCCAGAUUAUGGUGGCGGCUAUGCUCCUGUACAUGGUUUUUCCCGGGGUUCUGGUCACAGCAGCAGCAUGGCAGGGUACAGACGGGGUUCAGGCUAUGAGAGUGCAAUGAGAUACGGGCCACACCCAGGUUACGGCAUUAGCGCCGUUGCUGAACAUAGCAUGCCUCCGAUGUAUGGCAGCGAGGCGGCAUACAGGAGCAACGGCUCACUCUAUGGCGCGGUACCAGCCUACCCGAUGCGACGGUCGCCUUAUGAGGAAAGGGAUCCGUACGGGGUCGUGGACUACUACGAGAAGUUCAGGGCCAAUGCCUACGGAGGCAGUUAUUACGAUGAACGUUGCGCUGUCCCCUUGCCUGCUCCAUCAACAUCCUCCUCUUCAGCUUUAAUGAGGGAACGUCUGCCCCCCUCUAGCCACGACCCAUACGAGUGCCCUCCCCUCCCUCCUCCACCAGCCCCAGUCUCCUCCUACUACGCACGAGACCGGAGUCCGAUUCGGAGAGUCCCUGUCGAGGCAGAUGGAUACGCAUAUGAGCGUUCGCGCCUUUCUCCGAUGCCGGCUCCCCCAAGAAGUUCUUCCUAUGAUCACCCCGGCGCUGAGCGGGCACGAUAUGCAUACUAAUCCAUGUCCCAUAGAGCCAGGUGAGAGCUGUCUGACGUGUAGUGGAUAGGAUAGCCUAAGUGCCAUUGGAAUCGCUGAAAAUGAAACAUCACAUCUCAUUGGUAAUAUCAAAGGCAAAAGUCAGCCCUCUGUGUACGUGAGGUGUUUCGGUAGUAAGAAUAAGGCUAUAAUAAAGCUUACCAUCCAUAAUAGCCAAUGAGUAGAUUUCAAUGUGAAUGGUUGAAUGCCCUCAUUCUCAUUCCAGGUACUUCAAAAUGCAUAACAACUACAGCUAAGUUGACCACCAUUCAUUGUGCUAUUUACGUGUUGUGAUAUUGGUGCAGUUCUGAGAUGGCUUAGCCUAAGUGCAGAUACUGGGUUUAUCUACAACCUGGUCAACAUCUAUUCAUGCGACUAAGAACUGAAUUUUUGCCCCUCUGAAAGUAGCUACAUGUUUAUACGCUAUUUAGAGUCAGUUAAUAGAAGUAAAUUACAUUAGUGCAUGGUGCAUGUUUUAAAAGUUAGUCACAUUAAUUGAUUUUUUUUUAUUUCAGCAGCAUUUGUUGUAUUACUAUGUGCAUUUUAGUGUAUUUGUGUUUGUGUAAGUUUACAUUGUUACUGCAUAUGUAUAGCAAUGGCAAAUCAAAUUCUAGUAGUGUAGGCUUCAUCACCUACAUUGUUUAAUCUGUGGGCUUAAAUAUCACACCUGUAUCAGAUAUGGACCUUCACAGUUUAAAAAAAAAAAAUGGUUAUACUUAUAUAUUUUAGUUAUAUAAAACCUUUUGUGAAAUUAAGUUUAAGAACUUUUUAUCAAGCUGCAUCGUGAACAUUGUUUGUUUUUGCCAAUAGGCGCAUUACAUUAAGUAGAUUUCCAUUGCUGUGAUAAAUAUGAGCCUUCACAUCUUGAACAUUUGUUGGAGUUUCAUAAUGCUGUCUGUCUUUAUUUCUAAUGAUGAGGUUAAAAUUAAAAAAUCUGUUAGUCUGAAAACUG
Molecule: messenger RNA, 2524 nt
Organism: Sebastes umbrosus (honeycomb rockfish)
Lineage: Eukaryota; Metazoa; Chordata; Actinopteri; Perciformes; Sebastidae
Product: RNA-binding protein 4.1-like
Exons: 3
Coding region: 298-1554 (418 amino acids)
Cellular component (GO): cytosol
Molecular function (GO): zinc ion binding; mRNA binding
Source: RefSeq, a predicted model, not a curated record